Molecule: messenger RNA, 2063 nt
Organism: Anopheles aquasalis
Lineage: Eukaryota; Metazoa; Arthropoda; Insecta; Diptera; Culicidae
Source: RefSeq, a predicted model, not a curated record
AAAUCAGUCUUCUUUAGUGUACCAGAAAUCUGUUUCCUUGAUGAAAAUGAAGAAACCGCUCAAUCGAGCCAACUCCGAGGAUGUUUUUGGCCGCAAAUACAAAACGGCAAUUCGGGCGUAUCAAAACUACAUGGAAGGAUUGCAUUUGAUGCUGCAGGAGAAAGAGGACAAUAUAAUGAACAUUUUGCAUCAACGCUCUAGCCCUCUGUGGUACCAGGAGUUAACUGAUCAGCAGUGUGCAGUGUGCGAUCGGCUUCUAGAUGCUAUCGCUGAUGAUAUGGAUGAGCGAACGGUUAACCGCUCCAAAGGGUUACUACGCUCGCUGGGCGUGUUUCCACUGUGUCCAAGCAACAUCGUGCGAACCGCACUGAUUCUUUGUAACCGAAACGAUAUCUCAUUCCUUUGGACCCUGCUGGAGUUGCACUACAUGCGACGGGAAGAUGCCAAGGCGACUUCAUCAUCCCCCAUGAACUACUCCAUCAAUGAAAGGCUAUUGCUUUCAGCGAUAGCACACCUGGAUAUGAUGACGACGCUGCGAGGAUUAGAUAAGAUCCUUCCUACAAAGGUACCGACUGGCGAGCUGAAAUCGAAAGGCAAGAAAGCAACAGGAGCACCAGGGGAGUGCCAACCGGGGUCUUCACCCUACCUUCAGCGGCGGCAAACUGUAAAGAAAACGGGAUACACCGUUCCGGUGCGCUUUCAACCUCACAAGGACGAGUUUCUGGAGCGCUAUGAACGGUACCGUGACCCGGAGUAUGUAAUACGCAAUGAAGCCACUCGUUGGUUUGCACGAUACGAUAAUGCCAGGCAAAGUCUCUCAUCCGGCGAGGAACCUUUCGCCUCCUCGAGUGAAACGGAAACCGGCUCGAUGGAGGGCAGUAGCCCACGAGCAAUUGCCCAGCGAGUGCUGGAUGGGGAGAUACGCGAUUUGAUUAAGCGUGUCGAUUGCUGCCAGCUUCUUUGCCCAAAGCACCAUGCGCUGUCGGAUGACUCAUCGACACGUGCCGCACUAAUGGAAGCCGUUGAAGCGGUGCGCACCAAAUGGGCCGCGGAAGAACAGCCGAAGCCAGAACCGCACGAACAUGUUAGUGAUCUGCUGAAGCAUCUUAUAGACAAAGCGGUCACGCUGGCUAUCCUCGAUCCGGCGAACGAUUGUACCGAGUGCCGACAGCGAUACGAGAUGCAGGAGGCACUGUUACGGGGAGAAACAUGUGUCUGCCUUCCGGAAGACAACCCACCAGUGGCACUACUAUCGGCAUCGGCAUCGAAGGGACGUUACUUUCGAUUCCAGGACUGGCCGGUUCCCUUUAAGUUUGAUUAUCGCGAGAUUUUAGGACCACGCUGCGAUACAGCAUGCCCGAUAAAGGAUACGAUAAGGCGUGCGUUUGAUUUGCAUGCGUCUGCCAGCGGUUCGACGACCAUUUCGGAAGGAAUCGAACGGAUUGUGAAGAUGACUUGGAAGGAGGAGUCCAACCAUUGGAACGAGCAAAUGGAAGAAAACCGCAGGCUUGCCAAGAACCGCACGAUCGAGCCAAGAAAUCCGCUAGAUGUAAACGAUAUUGAUACAAAGAAUUCACGCGAUUUGAAGGAGCUGCUAAAGCGUGCCCUCCACGAGCUAGCCAAGAAUCCAAAGUAUAUUCUUGCAACGUUUCCCGAUGUUCACAAGCUGCCGUUACUUGUCGCCUGGAUUCGGCAACGUUACGCAUGCCCGAUAAGCCCAGAAGAACGUCGCACGGCAUUACUGGCAAGUCGCUAUUUUUGGGAAUAUCUUAUCCCUCACGCAACUUCCGCGAGAUGGCCGGUGCGUGACGAUGCCGGAUACGAGGAGAAGGUUAACUGGAACUACAAACAGAAGCUAGAGGCAAAGGUCAAAACUCUCAUGAACCGCUAUUAUCGGAGACUGAAAAAGGUCGAUAUACAGGAAGGUCGCCUCUGGUGGGCCAGCAUGGUGCCGUACCAUGCCGGACCGGAUCGGUUUCGGCGUACCUUCUACGCGUACUUUCCAAACUGCGAACCGAAGGCGGUACCCUUGGUGCGGCCCUGGCGGACAAACUAAGUUAGCU